Messenger RNA from Phialemonium atrogriseum, 1656 nucleotides. RefSeq names its product putative glutamyl-tRNA amidotransferase. Gene Ontology annotation, molecular function: catalytic activity. NCBI's taxonomy places the organism in Eukaryota, Fungi, Ascomycota, Sordariomycetes, Cephalothecales, Cephalothecaceae. The transcript has 3 exons. Bases 115 to 1473 code for a protein of 452 amino acids. The record is from RefSeq and is a predicted model, not a curated record.
GGCGGAGCCCAGAAGCUGCCCGAGCAUUAUUACUCCAACCAGUCCGUCUGAUUUGGUAGAAACCAACGACCAGAAUACCCUUAUUUCAUUACCGUGCGAGCAAAAUAAACGGGUAUGGAACCGUACAGGCUCACUGCUACCCAAGUGAUCGAGCAGAUCAAGUCGGGGCAUCUCACAGUCGAGCAAUAUGCUCUCUCACUGCUUUCCCGGAUCGAGCAGCGGGACCCGGCUGUCAAGGCCUGGGCCUUCCUGGAUCCGGAGCUGGUCCUGGAACAGGCGAAGCAGCUAGACAGAGUCCCCCCAGAAAAGCGAGGGCCGCUCCAUGGGGUAGCCGUCGGCGUCAAGGACAUCAUCAGCACCAAGGACAUGCCGACUCAGUAUAACUCGCCGAUAUACACCGGCCAUGAACCCGCACUAGAUGCCGGCUGUGUCAUGAUCCUCCGGCAAGCCGGAGCUCUCAUCCUCGGAAAAACCACCACCACCGAAUUCGCCGCAACCGCAACCGGUCCCGCAACCCGCAACCCGCACGCCGCCGACGACGACUACGACGAGCCCCGCACCCCGGGGGGCUCGUCGUCCGGGUCCGCCGCGGUGGUGGCCGACUCGCAGGCGGCCGUCGCGCUGGGCACGCAGACGGGCGGCAGCGUGGUGCGGCCCGCAUCCUUCUGCGGGGCGUGGGCCGCCAAGCCGACGUUCGGCGCCGUCGGCGUCGGGGGCGGGGGCGGGGUGAGGCCCUACUCGCCCUCGCUGGACACGCUUGGCUUCUACGCGCGGUGCGUUGCGGAUCUGGAGGUGCUGGUGGAGGUGUUUGGUUUGCGGGAUGAUGAUGAUGGGGAGGGGCCGGGGCCGGUGCUGGGUGGGGGUGUGAGGGGGGCGAGGUUUGCGCUGGUUAGGACUGCGGUCUGGUCGGAGGCUGGGCCGGGGACGCGGGCGGCGAUGGAGAGGGCGGCGAUGCUGCUGAGGGAGCACGGGGCCGAGGUCGAGGAUGUGGAGCUGCCCGAGGGUUUCAACCAGCUACAGGCCUGGCACGCGUGUGUCACGGCGAGCGAGGCGAGGGCGAGCUUCCUGCCCGAGUAUCGCACGCACAAGGACGAGCUGGCCGGGUUGCUGGUCGGGCACGUCGAGAACGCGCGCGGGUACUCCCGGGCCGACCAGCUCAGGGCGCUCGACGGCAUGGCGGCGCUGAGGCCGGUCUUCGACGGCAUCGCGUCGCGCUACACGGCCGUCAUCGCGCCGAGCGUCACCGACGAGGCGCCCGUCGGGAUCGAGAACACGGGAAGAGCCGUGUUCAACGGCAUGUGGACCGCGCUGCACGUGCCUGUCGUCAACGUGCCGGGGUUUAAGGGGGCGAGUGGCCUGCCGAUCGGCCUCUCCCUCAUUGCGCCGAGGUACCGGGAUAGGCACCUGCUGCGGGUCUGCAGGGAGGUUGGCAAGAUAUUUGAAGCUGAAGGCGGCUGGAAGUCUGCGCUGUAGAGGGCAACUGCAGGCCGUCUCUUACUAGAAACUACUAACGAAGAAGGGUUAUACGGACAUCCUACGAAGCAAUGUCGGAACAGGCAACCCGCUUGGGUCUUAGACAUGAUCACCGUUGUUGCCCCGGAAGCGAAUCAGCGCUACUAACCCGGCAGCACCUAGCAGGUCCGUCUUCGUACAAGC